Messenger RNA from Spinacia oleracea (spinach), 1293 nucleotides. RefSeq lists its product as uncharacterized. Bases 1 to 1293 code for a protein of 430 amino acids. The record is from RefSeq and is a predicted model, not a curated record. The transcript has 3 exons. NCBI's taxonomy places the organism in Eukaryota, Viridiplantae, Streptophyta, Magnoliopsida, Caryophyllales, Amaranthaceae.
AUGGUGAAGAAAGCGGCACCGAAGAAUCCGGCAGCGAAGAAACCGGCAGCGAAGAAACUUGAAUUCGACAAUUCCGUUGCUGAAAUGGCGGUUGAAGCUCCUCGAAGGCGAGGAAGAAGGCCAAAUGCUGUUUCUGAUGAAAUUCCUGUUGCUAAGGAAUCUGUGUCUAUAAAGAAGAACAAAAAGGCUGGCAGUCCGAAAUCAAAAGCAAUUGAGCUUGUAUCUGAAAAAGAACCAAUUGAAGAAGAACAACCUAAUCAACUAGUUUUACAAAAUUCUUCUCUGGUUGACGUUCCACAGCUUGAAUCUCAUCAACUUCAUUCACAAGUUUUGAAAGAAGUUGGCGCUGAUGGCCUGCCUAUCGUGUUUAAUUUUGAUACACAAUGUUCAGGAGGAUCAUUGUGUAAAUUAAUUAAAGACUUCUCUCCUGAUCAAAAGGCAGCUGUUCAAGAGAUAGGGUUUGGAGGAUUGUUAGGCCUUCAAUUAAGUCGAAAAAACACUCAGAUGAUGUACUGGUGCAUCAAGUGCUUUGAUGGUGUGAGUUCUCUGUUUACAAUCAGUGAUUCCAAGCAAUUUGAAAUCACUGAUUAUGAUGUGUACGAUUUGUUUAUGCUCCCCCUUUCUGAGCUGGAGGUUGAAGGGGUUAAACGUGGGCGCAAUUCCACUAAUCCUGAUUUUGAUUUGGAGAUCAAGUGGAGAAAAGAGUUCGGUUUUGAAGAGGUCAAUGCUCAAAUUCCUAUAAGGUUGCUUGAGGACAAGAUUAAAUUGUUGACAGAUGGUGGUGAUCUGUUUAAACAAUUAUUUGUUUUUGUUGCUUUCUCUACAUUUUUUACUCCAACAGCCAAUAGGACUGUAGAUUUGAGAUUGGCUAAGGCUUUGGAAGAUCCUAAAAUGAUUUCCAAAUACAAUUGGUGUAAAUACGUUCUUGACGUAUUAUGUGAGGAAACAGUGAAAUUUAAAAAUUGUUUAUUGAAAGGAAAAGAUCAAAAGACAUUUGGAGGCUGUGUUGUGUUUUUGCAACUUGUGUAUUUUCAGAGGAUUAAGUUUAGGAAUUCCAGUGGUAUUCCUGAUCAAUUACCUCUUAUUCAGCAUUGGACAUCGAAGAUGGUAACCGAUCGGAUUCAUGCUGAAAAUGCCAAUAUGAGUGCAUUAUAUGGCUCUGGUAUAUUGGAGAAGGAGAAGUAUCCAAUUUCCAAAAAGUUUGUUUUUGUUGAUGGUCAAAUAGAUUUGACCCAAAUCAAAUAUAUUUCGAAAGAAAAUGAAGCUGGCAGCAGUGGGGGAAGAGCUGAAUAG